AUGCAUUCAAAUUUAACAAUUUUCGGAGUAUUUGUAAUUUUUGCCUUUCUAGUCAGCAGUGAGGCCCCUUUUGUAAAAAUGACAAAUGCAGUUUGUGAGUCAUUCAACAAGUCGUGGGUAGUUUUCCAUUAUUGUCGACUGAAGGCCUACUCCCGAAACAAAACCAGCUUGAAUGUAAAUGCCACCUUUCUGCAGCCAGCUAAUAAUAUACUUAUCAAGUUAAAGAUGAUGAAGAAAGCAAAUGGCUAUAAGCCAUUCCUUUUUGACAUUGCCUUCGAUGCCUGUGAAUUUAUGAGAAGGCGAAAUCAGCCAGCAGCGAGGAUUGUCUGGAAUUUGAUCAAGGAUGUGUCCACUGUGAAUCAUACAUGUCCUUAUGUGGGCUUACAAACGGUAAGCGAUUUUCAUGAUAUUCACAUUCCACUUCCAUGGCCUUCUGGAGACUACUUAAUGUUAAUGGAAUGGAUAUUUGAUACUAAGCCGCAAUUCGCGACAAAUGUUUAUUUUACCUUUAAAGAGGAUUUGUAA
Molecule: messenger RNA, 525 nt
Organism: Drosophila takahashii
Lineage: Eukaryota; Metazoa; Arthropoda; Insecta; Diptera; Drosophilidae
Source: RefSeq, a predicted model, not a curated record